This is a messenger RNA of Lingula anatina, 1487 nucleotides long. Its product is annotated as calexcitin-1. Lineage: Eukaryota; Metazoa; Brachiopoda; Lingulata; Lingulida; Lingulidae. The record is from RefSeq and is a predicted model, not a curated record. Gene Ontology annotation, molecular function: calcium ion binding.
GCGUACGUAUGCGCGUGGCUGGGAACAUUAUUCGCAGUCGCACACGCCGCACCCAUCAAGACAGACUGACCGACGUAUUCAACUGGUCUGCAGCACCAGAAAAUACAGUUGUCACGACAAGCUCAACCUAGGGGCUAACUGCAAACCUUGCUUCAUUUUCUGAGGAUCCGGACUAUAUCCAUACAGAGAAAAAAUGGCGCUUUCACCAUGCCAGAGGUCGAAGUUGGAGAGCAUGUUUACGACAUUCUAUGAUAUCAACAGAGAUGGCAAAAUCGAGUGGGCUGACUUCACCGAAUUCAUUGAAAAAAUCAGCGCUGUGAACGGCUGGGGAGAAACCCAUGAGAAGAGAACUUCUGGCCUGUCUACUUUGAAGACGAUCUGGGAAGGUCUCAUCAAAUAUGCUGACGAAAAUUUUGAUAACGAAGUGUCUCACGAUGAAUGGUUUAAAAUGUGGGACGAUGUUAUGAAGGAGGCCACUUCUAAGGAUAAAUUCCCCCAAUGGCUGAACGAUUACAUGAAUUUCAUGUUUGACGUUACUGACACAUCAGGUGAUGGCAUCGUCGACGAAGGGGAGUACGUGAAAGCAUUUCAACAGUAUGGAGUCUCUGAUGCCAAGUGCAAAGAAGCCUUCCAAAAGUUUACCAAUAAUGGCGCCCUAAAGCUGGACAAAAAAGCUUUCGAAAAUUUAUGGCAUCAGUAUUUCACAUCAUCUGACGAAAACUGUCUCGCAAACCACCUGUUCCCAAGAGCAUAGGUUUCGGCAUUAGAUAAUCGUCCGAGUACCAUGUUUGUGACCGCGCCAAUCUCUUGGCUGCCGACCUCAGUGUACAGCAUGACCGGGAGAUGUGGACAUUGUCUCCCAACUUUCCUUCGACACCUCUUACGAUGAUCCAGACAUUCCUGCCCGCCCGCCGUCUUUCGUCAUCAAUACCCUGCACUCGACUCCACAUCAUUGGUGUACCUUUAUCCUCCGCCACAGGGUGCGCGAGGUGGUGGAUGGUGUGUGCGCGCUUCCAUGAUGGAGGCCCUCUGCGCGUUCCUUGUCAGUCGCGGGGUGUGGUAAUGCAACACAGCAACCUUACCCUGCUGAGGACACUGCGGACGUGCAAAACUUCACACGGCUGCGACAGAGCCUAAAUCUCUAGCUGUGGUUUUAUGACUAAUGAAAUCCUGUCACUGUCAACUCUGUGCACCCUGUGGUCGUCACGUCACAGAUGCCGUUCUUCUCGGCACUGCAAUAUGCAUCAAUAAAGACGUUUCAUAAUCGUACCCAGCACUUUCACAGUGUUCAAGUUAAAAAAGAUAAUAUCCUUGUCUAUUAUGCUAGAAAUCUAUAUGUUCAUUUAGAAUUAAAUCUGCUUUGUCAUUCAGUUGGUAUCAGUUUAUAGAAUCACGAUUCCCGCUAAUGGUUCGUGUGCGGGCUAUUCGGUCAUUUUGUGAAACUGACAAUGACAUUGAUGAAAUGAAAUAAAUUAAAAUUGUGUCUA